CCAAAGAGCAGCUUGUCAACAGACAACAAGAAAGUGAAAGUCCCCCGCCUGUCAGCUGGCCUGCGUGCUGCCGAUCACAAGGCAGCCGUUGCCGGGGUCUUUGAUGGCUCUCGUCGGGAAUGGACUGAAAACCGUCGGCAAUUCUCGGACUUCAAAUUCGACAAUUUGAUCUUUUUUUUCCCCCACACAGCAUCUUCCUGGGGCUACUGGUGUAUUGUCAUGGUGAACAGCAGGCUGGAGGUGCCCACGGUGGCCGUCGUGGGGGGUUCGUCAGGUCGGUCGUGCGCGGGAUGCGGAGGUCGAAUCGCAGAGCGCUUCCUGCUUUUCUCCAUGGAGCAGUACUGGCACACGCGCUGCCUCAAGUGCUCCUGCUGCCACGCUCAGCUGGGCGAGUACAGCAGCACCUGCUACAGCAAAGGCGGGAUGAUCCUCUGCAAAAACGACUACAUCAGGCUGUUUGGACACAGCGGCGCUUGCAGCGCAUGUGGACAGGUGAUCCCUGCUAGUGAGCUGGUGAUGCGGGCGCAAGGAAACGUGUACCACCUGAAGUGUUUCAUUUGUGCAACGUGUCGGAACCGCCUGGUCCCCGGCGAUCGCUUUCACUACAUCGACGGAGCGAUCUUCUGCGAACACGAUCGUCCAGGAGGCGGACUCGUCGGCGGGCGCCCGACACAGAUGCAAGCGAAUGGCGUGAUGUCCGAUCAGAAGGUCUGCUGAGAAAGCGGACGGGAAACCCCGAGCGAGCGUCUUCUCUCUGAACUCCUUUUUGUAAAGCGGCUCGUCACUCUUUCCGUGAUGAGACGAGGCCCGAUUGUUGCUUCAUUUGACACCAAGGACGCUUUUGAAACAGCAGACCAAGCGUCACAAUGUUCUGGAGCUCGGGCACGGCAAAAAGGAAGGAAACGGACUUUGGCAUUUCAUGGCGCCGAUUCCAGCAGCAAGCCGGCCGGCUGUCCUUUGCCCGCCCUACCCGAACAGUGGAUACUAACCCUGCAGGUAACGCUGUUGUUUGCCUGUUAAACAGUAAAAAGGCAC
Hippocampus zosterae (dwarf seahorse) is the source of this 1035-nucleotide messenger RNA. RefSeq names its product LIM domain only 4a (gene lmo4la). The transcript is spliced from 5 exons. Bases 220 to 717 code for a protein of 165 amino acids. NCBI's taxonomy places the organism in Eukaryota, Metazoa, Chordata, Actinopteri, Syngnathiformes, Syngnathidae. The record is from RefSeq and is a predicted model, not a curated record.